GAGAAGCCUUAUCGAAGCCGACAUAUCCAAGGUUUUACUUUCCUCCUUCAAAAUUUCUAGGGAAGAGAUCAGUGCAGCCGCGGCAUCAAAACUCACAAUGGCGAGGAUAAAGGUUCACGAGUUAAGGAACAAGUCAAAGACGGAGCUGCUAAGCCAAUUGAAGGACUUGAAAGCAGAGCUCGCUCUCCUUCGCGUCGCUAAGGUCACCGGCGGUGCCCCCAACAAGCUUUCCAAGAUAAAAGUUGUGAGGUUAUCAAUCGCGCAGGUUUUGACGGUGAUUUCGCAGAAGCAGAAAUCGGCUCUCAGAGAAGCUUAUAAGAAGAAGAAGUUCCUCCCUUUGGAUCUCCGUCCCAAGAAGACUCGUGCCAUUCGUCGCCGCCUUACUAAACACCAGGCAUCUUUGAAGACGGAGCGGGAAAAGAAGAAAGAAAUGUAUUUCCCAGUAAGGAAAUAUGCCAUCAAAGUGUAGUCGAAUCUAGCUCAUUCCUCUUUUUCCUACUAUUUUUAUUUUGUUCAUGAUCAGAAGGUUGAGUUGUUGGUUUAGAUGCAGUAAUAUGAUCAUUUUUGCUUCUUUAUCACUGUUCCUGGAACAUCUGUUUGAGCACUUAUAAUGUGAUAUCUCAUUUCAGAAUGCGUUU
Messenger RNA from Hibiscus syriacus, 638 nucleotides. RefSeq names its product 60S ribosomal protein L35-like. The record is from RefSeq and is a predicted model, not a curated record. Gene Ontology annotation, biological process: maturation of LSU-rRNA from tricistronic rRNA transcript (SSU-rRNA, 5.8S rRNA, LSU-rRNA); translation. Gene Ontology annotation, molecular function: structural constituent of ribosome; mRNA binding. Gene Ontology annotation, cellular component: ribosome; cytosolic large ribosomal subunit. NCBI's taxonomy places the organism in Eukaryota, Viridiplantae, Streptophyta, Magnoliopsida, Malvales, Malvaceae. The coding region runs from base 98 to 469 and encodes 123 amino acids. The transcript has 4 exons.